This is a messenger RNA of Acaulospora morrowiae, 1515 nucleotides long. NCBI's taxonomy places the organism in Eukaryota, Fungi, Glomeromycota, Glomeromycetes, Diversisporales, Acaulosporaceae. The record is from the annotation of a GenBank genome assembly.
AUGUACGGUAACGUUGGUCUUCCAACACCCAGAGGCUCGGGAACUAACGGUUAUGUAGUUCGUAAUCUUUCGUACAUCCGACAGCGAAAAGACGUAGUUCCUUACGAAUCUCUUGAAGAAAGCAAAUCCAAAGCUUCUUCGCUCCUAAACCGCCAGCCAAACCAGGAAAUAUUGAAUCAUGAAAAAAAGAGAAAGGUUGAGAUCGAGUGUUUAAAUUACCGACGGAAACUAGAAGAAGUUGGGAAACGCGAAGAAGAAAUUGAGGAAAGAGUAAAUAUAUAUCGUCAAGAAUUACUAUCAUCUCUCGACACGAUGAGAGACGACAAAAAUAUACAAGAGCAUCAGGUUCACCAACUUUCCCAGGCUAAAGCCACCGAGAAUGAGAGAAUGAUGAAAGCAUUAGGAAUUAAACCGCAUGAAUAUGUGGAAGGUGCGGCGUUCGAUCGCGAUUUACAAGAACAGAAUAAACGUGAUCGUUUAGCGCAAAAAGCUAAGCAAAAUGAGGAACGCCAAAAAAGAAUUAUUGAAAAGAAUAUAGAGUUAUUGAAAAAGAAAGAUGAUAAAAAGCAAGAUGUGCGUGAUAGAAAUAAGUAUUCUUCCGUUAAAAGAGAAGAAAAGAAGGAUCAUGGACGAGAUUACAAAGACGGAAGAAAGAGUAAAAAACACGAUACUGAAAGCAAUAGUGAAAGUAGUAGUGAAAGUAGUAGCGAUUCCUCGGAAGGUGAUGACAGCGAUAACGAGGCAGUUCGUCAUGCAAAGAACUACGAAUCCAAAGGUCGUUCUAAUAGGUAUGAAGAUCGGGAUGCAGAUGUAAUCCACAAAGGGAAUAAUGAAUCAAGAAAUAUUAGGGACGAGGAUUACAGAAGGACUGAUCGAAGAUUACCACGAUCUCCCAGAAGACGUCAUAAUUCGUCAUCGCGUAGACAUAGGGAUGCCAGCAUACCUACUUCUAGAAGAUACAGAGAUGGCAGUUUAUCACCCGUUCCAAGUAGACAUCGUGAGAGCGCAUCUCCACAUUCACGAAGAAACCGUGAUUACAGUUUUUCUCCUCCACGGAGACGACAAAGAAAUUAUAGCCCAAAGGAUGACUAUAAUUCUAGGAGAACCUCACACAAACGUAGUCCUUCUCUGCCGUCAUCCCACAGGAGACAUCACAGCGACAAUGUUCGUUCUGAAGAUCGAAUUUCACAAAGGCGUACAGAAGAAUUAAACGAAAUUCCACGUCGCCGCAGAAACCGUUCUUCCGACCUUGGUUCUUCAUCUGAAGACGAGCGCAAAAGCAGUGUCUAUAAAAGAAAGAGGAGAGAUGAUACUAGUGACAGUGAGUUAGAUGAUCGCAGAGAUAGAAGGCCUCGGAGACAUCGGGACACUAUCGGUUCAAACUCCAGCGAUAGCUCAAUUCCAAAAGAGGAGACCAAACAUCCUCAAUUAUCGCUUCCUGAACAUCUUCAGAGAAAAAGGCGUAGAGGUAGAGAAAGCGAUUCAAGUACUUAUAGCAGUCAGAAUGAAAAUUGA